AUGAACAUUAGGACUUUGACUCGUCUUACGAGUUCCAUUAAACAAGCAAAGAGUACCCAGCAUUCCCGAAGCUUUUACAUACUGUCUUCUACAGCCCGCGCAACUCCUCAGCGCAUUUCAUCUCUGGUGUCAUCAUCAAAUAUUACCCAGCCUAGGUUCCUCGUUCAGAAGCAACACAUCAGAAUGGCUAGCAAAAUCACCGAGUGGGUUAAGUCAGGCGACAAGUCGGGAGAGUUCAAGCGCCAGCAGAGCUCGUUCCGCGACUCCAUCUCUCGCGAGCAGGGCGCAAAAUUUCCUCCUGAGAAGGGCCGGUAUCAUCUCUACGUCAGCUAUGCAUGCCCAUGGGCUUGCCGGACAUUGAUCACCCGCAAACUGAAGGGUCUAGAGGAUAUAAUCAGCUAUUCUGUCGUCCAUUGGCAUCUGGGUGCGAAGGGAUGGCGUUUCGUUACAAAAGAGGAGCAGGACAGCGUUCCCGGCGACAACGUCGUGCCGGACCCCAUUCCCGGCCACGAAAGCUUUACCCACCUCCGCGACGUCUACUUUGAGUCAGAGCCCAACUACGAGGGACGUUUCACCGUCCCCGUGCUGUACGACACCAAGCUCAAGACUAUCGUCAGCAACGAGAGCAGCGAGAUUAUCCGUAUGCUGUACACUGAGUGUGUUGUACAUUAUGCACGGCGCAAGAACUCAUUUGAACAAGAAUCAGUUCGGCUGACCAAGACUCAAAAGUUUGAUGACCUCGUGGACGAAAAGUACCGCCAGAUCAAGCUCUACCCCGAAUCCCUCCGCAGCCAGAUCGACGAGACCAACGAGUGGACGUACGACAAGAUUAACAACGGCGUCUACAAGUCCGGCUUCGCUACGACCCAAGAGGCCUAUGAGCGCAACGUUGUCAUCCUGUUCGAGGCCCUUGACAAGGCCGAGGCUCACCUCAAGUCUACGCAGAAUGAAGGUCCUUACUACUUUGGCAAAGACAUCACCGAGGCGGAUAUCAGACUCUUCGUGACUAUUAUUCGAUUUGAUCCCGUCUACGUGCAGCACUUCAAGUGCAACAUUCGCGAUAUCCGAUCUGGUUACCCCUACCUUCACAAGUGGAUGCGCCACCUCUACUGGAAUGUUCCGGCGUUCCAUGACACAACUCAGUUCGAGCACAUCAAGUGGCACUACACCAAGAGCCACACCCAGAUUAACCCCUUCUCCAUUAGUCCCGUUGGCCCCCUGCCAGACAUCCUCCCUCUAGACGAGGAGGUACGGGCUGUCAGCACUAGGCUCUAA
Molecule: messenger RNA, 1275 nt
Organism: Colletotrichum truncatum
Lineage: Eukaryota; Fungi; Ascomycota; Sordariomycetes; Glomerellales; Glomerellaceae
Source: RefSeq, a predicted model, not a curated record